AUGAGCUCCGACGCAGCGAUCGCUGGCGUUGAGGCUGCGCUGCAACGGCUAUUGGACCCGUCCACGUCUGCUGCCGACAAACUGCAGCUGGAACAAGAGCUCACGGCGUUCAAAGACUCGCCGGCGGCGUGCUUGCCCGUGGUCUUCAGGUUGCUGCGUACCUCUCAGAAUGAAUACUCGCUCUGGUUUGCAGCAACGACGUUGGAGGAAUAUGUGGCGAAAAAAUGGGUCCAAUUCUCCCCGAGGGACCAAAUGGAGCUUCGUGAGUUUGUGUGGCAUUUCCUCCAAUCAGCGUCGCCCCACCACGUGCCCUUUGUGCACCGUAAACUGCGAAAAGUCAUUGCCGAUAUCGCCAAACUCCAGUGGCGCGACUCUCAUAAUUUAUGGCCCGAGUUUUGGAGCCAAGUUGAAGGUCUCGUAGUCGCUGCCCCGUCUCAGGAAAUCGGUCUGGAGCUCCUGCAAGUCAUUGUGGACGAAUUCGGACGCGACGAUGCACUUGUGCUCGCGACGAUCGCGCGAGAAGCCAAAGCCAAGUUGACCAGUCACCUGCCAGCAAUAUUGACGGUGCUGGCUGCCGUGCUGCAAAAGUGUAGCCAUGACGUGCAAACCGGUGCCCCGCAACUUGUGGAGCGACAAGAUCGUGUGGCAAACGUAGCGCUACUGGCGUUCAAUGCACUGAGUACGUGGGCUCCAGUGGCAGAGCUCGUGACGGAAGUGUGGAUCGCGCUCUUGUUUGAGCUGGCGAGGAACUGGGAGAUCGUGCAGGGUCGAGGUCUGACGUCGCACGUGUGUGUGUCGAGUGCAACGGCCUUACAGUGUGUAACAGAGCUGAUGAGCAAGCGAUUCGAGCCGUCGAGAGGGGAUGCCAUUGUCGCGCAGGUGAUGCUGCGCUUGUGUCCGUUGCUGCAGAAGACCGUGGAAGACGGGGUGCUGGCCAGAGCGACGGAGCACUUUUUAGACAAAUUGAGCGAGUGUGUCGAAGUGUUUGUGUCGCAUCAUCUCAAGCGACUGGAGCAGCCAAAGUACGGGGAGACGUUGCAGACGUUGUUGCAGGCCAUUUAUUCGCUGACGACGAAACAGCCCCAUGUUGAAGGGUUUAUGAACUGUCUGGGUGUGUGGGAAGUAGUGGUGUCGUACAUUGAAGAAGUGGAACAGAAUGAAGGCGCUGCGAAUGAGCGAAUGCGAGUCGUACUGGCCGCUUACGAGAAGGGUCUUGUGGCCGUGAUGCUUCACCUGGUCGAGCGUGCAGUGUACGAGUCGAAUCGGAACCAGCUGGACGAAUUGGACGACGGCGAUGAUGCGGGAACGCAUGGCGACCAUGAAGACGCAGACAACAGCAUAGCGUUUGACUUGGAAAGCUCCGACAGAACGUACGGUACCGGUUCGUUGCAGGAUCUCGCACAGAUCAAGACGGAUGCUGCAAGUGGCAAUGCUUCCAGUGCGUCUGCUGCCAUGGUAGAGCUUUCAGAUCGAAAGCAGUUUAUUGUGGACUGCAUCGCACUGAUUCGACGAAUUGCGGCACUUCCUUCUUGCGCACCUCCACUACUGGAUCUCAUGCUGCCUCGUGUUCAAGGUAAUGCUCAGAAGGUAUUGUUCUGCCUGCAUGAGACGCCUGUGGCCACGCAGCAAUCCGAACAGUGGGAGCAGCAGCGGUAUGCCAUUCGCGACUUGACCGUCAACUGCGCGAUUCUCUCUAGCGUGUGCGCCACCUACUGCAGCUCCAGCGAUGACAUGACUCAGCAGAUGGCUGGCUGGCAGAUCUUGCACAUGUUUGUCAAAAUGUCGGACUACAUGGUGCGGCACCGACUGCAUACUCGAGGCGACGCUUUUAUUGAGUUACAGUGUGAAGCGCUCACGAGCAUUCGGUACUGCUUGAGCUGCGUCCCGUUCGUGAUCAAGAGUGGCGCUAGACAGGACGUGCUACAUGCCUCGGAGAUCAUUCUCCAGGUGCUGCUUCAGACGUUUGACACGAGCAUCGUGCCGUCCCCUUUGGCUGUGAUGCAGAACUCGACGCAGCUGCUUGCAAACCUCGGCUUCGUAUUAUCCUAUGACGACAUGCUCCAGAUUUCGUCCAUGACCCAACUUGAGGCACACAUUCAUCAGUUCAGCUUGCACUUGCCGCUAGCGAUUCAAGGCGACCUCUACACUUCGAUGUCGAAUUCGAUUUUGAAUUCGGCGAUAUCGUUACGAGGCAACAGCGAGGCCUCAAACGGAUCGCAAAAGUGGGAGAACAGUUACGGGUCGUUGUUAAUUCCAAUUCGCGAGUCUAUCGAUCAGUCCGCCUUGACGCUGCGUCAGAAUGAGCACCGCGUGCUCGAGCAUGUUAUGGUUGCACAGCUGAGGCGCGACUGCUACGUAGUGCGCUGUCUUGCCCGCUCGGUUGUAACGAAGCCGAAGAUUGCAAAGGACGCGUUCUUCUCUGUGUUCCAGCCGUCCCUACCGUCAUUGAUUACCCUAUUGACGACUUACUUUACUACCAUUUGCAAAAUGGCGGCGUCAAGUACGCCUCGGUCGAGCAGUCAGGCCAAAAGUGCGCUCAAAGUGGUGAACGAAAUCGUUCGUCUGUACGCUCAGUUGCUCAAGUCGAUCCGCAAGGAGAUGCAAAAGGAGACCGUGUCGGAGAUAAUGCGCACGUUUGUGGAGAUUUUCAACAACCCGCAACUGUCUGGCGUACUUUACAGCCAAGGAAACACUGGUCUGAUGGUUCUUUGCGGCUUUUUACAGCUGCUGAAGAUCGUCGUCGAAGAACCGACUUCGGUCUUUACUUCGUUCUUGCAAAACAUCCUCGAUCUUUGCUUUGGACCACUGAAAGAGCCGAUCUUUUCGCAUCCAGAAAGCGAUUCGGUCAUCCUGGGCUACUACGUGGCCUUGGUCGAACAAUUACUGGAAAAGCACUUUCGCUACUUUAUCGUCUACUCUGGCCAAUUUACUCAAGAUGGCGCCCGCGAACGGGGCUACGCGUCCGGCCAGGCGCACACGUACUUCCUGUCCAUCUUCCAGAGCCUCGCGAGCGUGUUGAGUCGCGAAAGCUCGAAUUUGGCUCCGCGUAUCUGUAAGCAGGUGCUUGGACUACUGGACCGGGUGGACAAGGCGCAAGGGUUGUUUGCUUUUACAGGGUUCCAAAGUGAGCUGCGUCUGGGCUUCCUCUCGACACUUAUGAACAUUCUGACGCGCGGCGAGAUGAAUCUUCUCCAGGAUGAAGUGAUUCAGCUGCUGCAUCGUGUUGCAGCUGUGGACUUUGCGUCUUUCUACCAGGUGUUUCUUCAUAGCUACAUCAAGGACAUUCUCACACCAUCGCAGCUCGAGGCUGCGUCGAAGAUGGAAGGCGAGUGUUUGCAGUGGAGCGGCCAGGUCGACCUUCCGACAUUUUCGCAAGAGGUGGUGGCGUUUCUAAAUGAUCUGAAGGUGAUCAAGGCACAGAACUAA
Hyaloperonospora brassicae is the source of this 3426-nucleotide messenger RNA. NCBI's taxonomy places the organism in Eukaryota, Oomycota, Peronosporomycetes, Peronosporales, Peronosporaceae. The record is from the annotation of a GenBank genome assembly.